Messenger RNA from Ascochyta rabiei, 660 nucleotides. RefSeq lists its product as uncharacterized. The coding region runs from base 1 to 660 and encodes 219 amino acids. The transcript has a single exon. The record is from RefSeq and is a predicted model, not a curated record. Lineage: Eukaryota; Fungi; Ascomycota; Dothideomycetes; Pleosporales; Didymellaceae.
AUGCUCUUCGCCAAUACUAAAACCUGGAUUUCAGUCCUUCUUGCUUGCAGCUCAAUCCCUGCUGCACUAUCCGCUCCAACCUCCAGCCCUGUCAAUGGAGUUGCAAUUCGAGAUGUUAUUUCCCCGCCAGCUCUUGUCGCAGAAGACAUCUCUAUUCUUGAGAAGGACGGCGAAUCUCGUGUGAUCACUGAGCGCAACGCAGCCUCCGACAUUCACCUAGCUAAGCGCUACCUGAUCGGCUCUCCAUACCAGAAGCGAACCAUCCAAGUCGCAUUGAAGCAGGCUGUUCACGGAAUCACUGCAGGUACCGUUUGGGCAUGGGAGAUCAGCUACCGCUACUUAUCCCCCACUGGAGGCAGGGAGGGUCACGUUAGUGGAAACCUAGUCAACGGCCCCGGCGCGUUUUCUUUUACCUCAUUUAAAAUCGAUCAGGCCUUCGUCACCAGCGUCGACGGUAUCGUGUCAGCAGUUUUUGAUGCGGUUAUCAAAACGACAAACGAGAAGAUUCAGUUCGCCUUGACUUGGGCUGAGGAUUUCACUACCACUGGUUCUACGCUGGAGAACCAUGGUCAAUCCAGCUCGUUUACCUACUUCACUCCCGGCGGUCGCCAAGAACGUUUAGGCCAGGAAUUCUUCAAGUUCGCCAUACACGAGUCCUAG